GCGCGCGCUCGCGUCCCCGUCGGCUGCGGGGGCUCGGAAGCCGAGGAGAAAAGGCUGCGAGGCGGCGGCGGCUGCGGCGGUGGCCGAGAGAGUACAGAGAAUGAACCAGCAGUGGAAGAGAAAACCCUCUAAGUUGGCCGACAACUAGUAAAGAAGAUGUUUUAUUUUUGUGACAGGUGCAUGUGGGAUCUGUGAUAGAAAUGAUGGCUGGCUGUGGUGAAAUUGAUCACUCGAUAAAUAUGCUUCCUACAAAUAAGAAGGCGAGCGAGUCCUGUUCUAGCGCUGCACCUUCUCUCACAGUUCCCGAGUGUGCCAUCUGCCUGCAAACGUGUGUCCAUCCCGUCAGUCUGCCCUGUAAGCAUGUUUUCUGUUAUCUGUGUGUAAAGGGCGCUUCAUGGCUUGGGAAGCGAUGUGCUCUUUGUCGACAAGAGAUUCCUGAGGAUUUUCUGGACAAGCCAACCUUGUUGUCACCAGAAGAACUUAAGGCUGCAAGUAGAGGAAAUGGUGAAUAUGCAUGGUAUUACGAAGGAAGAAACGGCUGGUGGCAGUAUGAUGAGCGCACUAGCCGGGAGCUGGAAGACGCUUUUUCCAAAGGUAAAAAGAACACGGAAAUGUUAAUUGCUGGGUUUCUGUAUGUUGCCGAUCUUGAAAACAUGGUUCAGUAUAGGAGAAAUGAACAUGGACGUCGCAGGAAGAUUAAGCGAGAUAUAAUAGAUAUACCAAAGAAGGGAGUAGCUGGACUUAGGCUGGACUGUGACACUAAUACUGUGAGUCUAGCAAGAGAAAGCUCUGCUGAUGGUGCGGACAGUGUAUCAGCACAGACUGGAGCUUCUGUUCAGCUUCCAGUGCCGUCUUCCUCAAGACCACUAACAUCAGUUGAUGGUCAGUUAACCAGCCCCGUAACACCAUCCCCGGAUGCAGGCACUUCUCUGGAAGACUCUUUUGCUCAUUUACAACUCAGUGGAGACAGCAUAGCUGAACGGAGUCAUAGAGGUGAAGGAGAAGAAGAUCGUGAAUCACCAUCUUCUGGCAGAGUACCAGACACUUCCGUUGAAGAAACUGAAUCGGAUGCCAGUAGUGAUAGUGAGGAUGUCCCUGUGGUGGUUGCACCGCACUCCUUGAACCAGCAGAGACUUUUGGUUUCAAAUGCAAACCAGACAGUAGCUGAACGAUCAGACCGACCGGGGACUGACCGAUCAGUAGCAGGGGGUGGAACCAUGAGUGUCAAUGUCAGAUCGAGAAGGCCUGAUGGACAGUGCACAGUGACAGAGGUUUAAACAGACGUCUUCAGUGCCACACUCAAGGGUGAAAUGGAUACCUGUAAAUUUCUGCCCACAUAACAUUAUACUCAUCCUUAGUAGUGCAUUGUGGGAGUUGGGGUGGGAAGGAAUAUGGGAAAGACAGACCUGAAAUUAAAAUGUCUAACAUUG
Messenger RNA from Peromyscus maniculatus bairdii (prairie deer mouse), 1430 nucleotides. RefSeq names its product E3 ubiquitin-protein ligase RNF146. Gene Ontology annotation, molecular function: ubiquitin protein ligase activity; poly-ADP-D-ribose binding; zinc ion binding. Gene Ontology annotation, cellular component: cytoplasm; nucleus. Gene Ontology annotation, biological process: Wnt signaling pathway; ubiquitin-dependent protein catabolic process. NCBI's taxonomy places the organism in Eukaryota, Metazoa, Chordata, Mammalia, Rodentia, Cricetidae. The record is from RefSeq and is a predicted model, not a curated record.